Molecule: messenger RNA, 792 nt
Organism: Mytilus californianus (California mussel)
Lineage: Eukaryota; Metazoa; Mollusca; Bivalvia; Mytilida; Mytilidae
Product: monocarboxylate transporter 14-like
Exons: 5
Coding region: 184-792 (202 amino acids)
Biological process (GO): monocarboxylic acid transport; transmembrane transport
Molecular function (GO): monocarboxylic acid transmembrane transporter activity
Source: RefSeq, a predicted model, not a curated record
GAUUGUCCUAACCAAUCAACAAACUUUGAUUAUUCACGUCUCGUAAUAUCUUCCAAUCAGGUAGUAAGAGGCGUUCACGCACUGACUGUCCAUCGUUCAAUUCUUAAUAACGUCUCCAAGGAGACGUUAAUAAUGCGUGCUAAUCUAUUGACAACACGUAAAACAGUCUUUUGUAUUUAAGAUAUGAGGAAAGGGGAAGUGGAUGGUUGUUGGGGAUGGAUGAUAGUAACAGCCGCUGCCUUAAACAGAAUAGUGAUAUAUGGGAUAUCAUACUCAGCUGGUGUGGUUUAUGUUGUCAUCCUGGAAGUUUUUAACGAAGGGAGCGGGAUAACAUCAUGGCUAUCUUCACUCAUCACUGCCGUUUUAUUUUUCACCUGUCCAUUAUCUGGAUAUUUGAUUGAAAGAUACGACGAACGAAAGGUUGCCAUUGCUGGAAGUCUGAUUGCAGCUAUUGGCAUGACGUCAUCUGCUUUUGUCAGUUCCGUUCCCGCUCUCAUUCUGACUUACGGCAUAAUUUCAGGCAUAGGAUGCGGAAUAGCGUUUAUGCCAGGAAGUGUAGCAGUGGCUAAAUACUUCAAAAACCAUCGACCACUGGCAAUGGCGAUAUCAUCUGCAGGUGGCGGAAUAGGUAGUUUUGCAUUCCCACCGAUUAUUGAAAUGUUAAAUGAAUAUUAUACAUGGCGUGGUAUGUUUUUGAUUCUUGGUGGAAUAACUCUCAAUAUAUGUGUAUUUGGAUUAGUACUCCGCCCAAUGGCAAAGGAGGUCAGCCCGACGAAAAGUCAUCAACAAUAA